AUCUAGCGUGGUAUUGCCUUUUUCAUAACUUACCAUUAGUCUAUAAAACGAUCAUAUUUACUCCACUGCUUUAUAUUAAUGGACGGUCAAUAAGACUUAAUGAUUUCCUCGGUGGAGUCGUUUAUUUCUAAGCCAAUAGAUAAUGCCUUCGUCAUAGUUUUCUGAGGGGGGAGAAAAGUAACUGUGCAUUUGUUCUGCAGAUGGCCAACUCCCUCUGAAUCGUGCAGAUUGGUGCUGAACACGCAACAAAAGUUUGUAGCUCUCCCCCCAGUUGCUGGUGUUUGGCCAGGGAGAGGAAACCACUUUGGAAAUAAAGCCCAAGAAGCAGUGAGAGACCCGUCUCUAACUUUUCUUCUCUGUUACCAUUGGCAAUGAAGAGGAAACAGAAGAGGUUUCUGCAGAUGACUUUGUUAUUCAUGGUGGCUUUAAUUUUCCUGCCCAAUAUUGGUCUUUGGUCUCUGUACAAGGAAAAACACCUGGUGAAAUCUACAGAGCCCGGGGAGCAGCAGACAUAUCCACUGGGCCUGGGAGAUGGGCAAUUCUAUUCAUGGACAGAUGGUUUGAGAAGAAAGGACUGGCAUGACUAUGAAAGCAUUCAGAAAGAGGCUAUGCGCUCAGGGAAAGGUGAACAUGGGAAACCUUACCCCCUUACUGAAGAUGAUCAUGACGACUCCGCUUACAGAGAAAAUGGUUUCAAUAUUUUCGUCAGCAACAACAUUGAUUUAGAAAGGUCCCUGCCAGACAUUCGCCAUGCUAACUGUAAGCACAAGAUGUACUUGGAAAGGCUGCCAAACACCAGCAUCAUUAUCCCAUUUCAUAAUGAAGGUUGGACUUCACUCCUGAGGACCAUACACAGUAUAAUUAACCGAACCCCAGAGAGUCUGAUAGCAGAAAUCAUUCUAGUAGAUGACUUCAGUGAUCGAGAACACUUGAAGGAUAAGUUAGAAGACUACGUGGCUCGAUUUUCCAAAGUGAGGAUUGUUCGCACUAAAAAAAGGGAAGGGCUCAUCCGGACCCGACUCCUGGGGGCGUCCAUGGCCAGAGGAGAGGUGCUGACCUUCCUGGACUCGCACUGUGAGGUCAACGUGAAUUGGCUGCCCCCACUCCUUAACCAAAUUGCACUAAACCACAAAACCAUCGUGUGUCCCAUGAUCGAUGUGAUUGACCACAAUCACUUCGGGUAUGAGGCACAAGCCGGAGAUGCCAUGCGAGGAGCCUUCGACUGGGAAAUGUACUACAAACGAAUCCCCAUCCCUCCAGAGCUCCAGAGGGCAGAUCCCAGCGACCCAUUCGAGUCUCCUGUUAUGGCUGGAGGACUCUUUUCUGUGAAUCGAAAAUGGUUUUGGGAACUGGGUGGCUACGAUCCAGGAUUAGAAAUCUGGGGAGGAGAACAAUAUGAAAUCUCUUUCAAGGUAUGGAUGUGUGGAGGAGAAAUGUUUGAUGUUCCAUGUUCCAGAGUUGGCCAUAUCUACAGGAAGUAUGUCCCUUACAAAGUUCCAUCUGGGACUAGCCUGGCAAGAAAUCUGAAGAGGGUGGCUGAGACCUGGAUGGAUGAGUUUGCAGAGUACAUCUACCAGCGGCGGCCCGAGUACAGGCACCUGUCCACCGGGGACAUCUCGGCACAGAAGGAGCUGCGCAAGCAACUCAAGUGCAAAGACUUCAAAUGGUUCAUGGCUGUGGUGGCCUGGGACAUUCCAAAGUACUACCCUCCGGUGGAGCCCCCACCUGCUGCUUGGGGGGAGAUUAGGAAUGUGGCAGCAAAUCUGUGUGUGGACAGCAAGCAUGGAGCCACAGGCACUGAGCUGAGGCUGGACAUCUGUGUCAAAGAUGGCUCCGAGAGGACAUGGUCUCACGAGCAGCUCUUUACCUUUGGAUGGAGGGAAGAUAUUCGGCCUGGUGAGCCACUACACACCCGCAAAUUCUGUUUUGAUGCCAUCUCCCACAACAGCCCGGUGACUCUCUAUGACUGUCAUGGCAUGAAGGGAAACCAGCUCUGGGGGUACAGGAAGGACAGAACCUUAUUUCAUCCUGUGAGCAAGAGCUGCCUGGAUUGCAACCCAGCAGAGAAGAAGAUUUUCAUGGCCACUUGUGACCCCUUCUCUGAGACUCAGCAGUGGAUUUUUGAACACAUCAACAUGACUGUUUUAGAAAAAUUUAGCCACCAUGCCAGCUCCUAGAAAGAAAAAAGGAAGAAAGAAAGGGAGUGAUUACCUACAGAUGAUGAACUCUAUUUUAGCCAGCAUCUGGGUCGAAGGAGUCAGGAAUAACAUUUCCAAGAUCCAGGAAGCAUGGUUGAAAGAUUUGUAAAUGCCAUGUCAAAGGAGGUCGUCCUGAAGAACUUCCUGCGGCUAAAGAGCUUGUCUGAGAACCUCACCAGCUGCUUCUGAGAACUCCGAGACUAGCAGUUUCCCUUGCUGGCCAAGGGGGAAGAUUAUUUAGGGACUUUUCAAAACAACUGCUGAGUUAAUCAAUCCUAGCAUUUCUCAGGUCAAAUCCUGCAGUAGUGAGUAGCUAUGAAUGGAUCCUAUUAACUGGGUGGGAGGGGGGGCGGAAAUAGGAUGCAUGAUUGCUCUGACAACCUGAGGAUCCCCACAGGUUUAGAACUAGCCACGCUUCAAGGGGUGAGCAGUACUCUUGGUGCCAUUCUCUGACUAAGAAUGGGUUAAGCCGGUUUAACCCUUAAAAGUGCUGCAGAUAAUUUUAGAGUGCUCAUACCAUUCUGUUUCAUUUUAUUCUUUUGUAAAGGGU
Molecule: messenger RNA, 2748 nt
Organism: Perognathus longimembris pacificus (Pacific pocket mouse)
Lineage: Eukaryota; Metazoa; Chordata; Mammalia; Rodentia; Heteromyidae
Gene: Galntl6
Product: polypeptide N-acetylgalactosaminyltransferase like 6
Exons: 12
Coding region: 372-2177 (601 amino acids)
Cellular component (GO): Golgi apparatus
Source: RefSeq, a predicted model, not a curated record